Molecule: messenger RNA, 2419 nt
Organism: Suncus etruscus (white-toothed pygmy shrew)
Lineage: Eukaryota; Metazoa; Chordata; Mammalia; Eulipotyphla; Soricidae
Gene: WDR82
Product: WD repeat domain 82
Exons: 9
Coding region: 14-955 (313 amino acids)
Cellular component (GO): Set1C/COMPASS complex
Molecular function (GO): protein binding; chromatin binding
Source: RefSeq, a predicted model, not a curated record
CCCAGCCGCCGCCAUGAAGCUGACGGACAGCGUGCUGCGGAGCUUCCGCGUGGCCAAGGUGUUCCGCGAGAACUCGGACAAGAUCAACUGCUUCGACUUCAGCCCCAACGGCGAGACGGUCAUCUCGAGCAGCGACGACGACUCCAUCGUGCUCUACGACUGCCAGGAGGGCAAACCAAAGAGAACCCUGUACAGUAAGAAAUAUGGUGUGGAUCUCAUCAGAUAUACCCAUGCAGCAAACACCGUUGUUUACAGCUCUAACAAAAUAGAUGAUACUAUUCGUUACCUGUCCUUACAUGACAACAAAUAUAUUCGAUAUUUUCCUGGACAUAGCAAAAGAGUGGUGGCCUUGUCCAUGUCACCGGUGGAUGACACUUUCAUUUCUGGGUCUCUUGAUAAGACCAUUCGGCUCUGGGAUCUCCGAUCUCCUAACUGCCAGGGCCUCAUGCAUCUACAGGGCAAGCCAGUUUGUUCUUUUGAUCCAGAAGGGCUAAUUUUUGCUGCGGGCGUCAAUUCUGAAAUGGUCAAACUUUAUGAUCUUCGCUCUUUUGAUAAGGGGCCAUUUGCGACCUUUAAGAUGCAGUAUGAUCGGACCUGUGAGUGGACAGGACUUAAGUUCAGCAAUGAUGGCAAACUCAUCCUCAUCUCUACCAACGGCAGCUUUAUCCGGCUUAUCGAUGCUUUCAAGGGAGUAGUGAUGCACACAUUUGGGGGUUAUGCCAACAGUAAAGCUGUCACCCUGGAGGCCUCCUUUACUCCAGACUCCCAGUUUAUUAUGAUUGGUUCAGAGGAUGGCAAGAUCCAUGUCUGGAAUGGAGAGAGUGGCAUAAAAGUUGCUGUGUUAGAUGGCAAACACACAGGCCCCAUUACCUGUUUGCAGUUUAACCCCAAGUUCAUGACCUUUGCCAGCGCAUGUUCCAACAUGGCCUUCUGGUUGCCCACUAUUGAUGACUGACCUUGAUGCUACCCAGCUGUGAGGGUGGCCAGCAGGGAAAGACUCAGAGAGAACUGAGAUAUUAAAAGUGGGACAAAUCAUUUGACUGGGCUGGAGAGCAUCCUUCCACAUGAACUUCCUAUGGAUAUGCUGGACAUCUACUCCGAAGAAAAGUACUUAUUUUGCCGGGCUACUUCAGAAGGACUCUUGGUGCAGCACACUCAAUCGGGACACAGAUUUUCAGCUGCCGUUACACCAAGUUCUCCAGAGAAGUGACCAGGUUCAUGCUUAGGCUGUAGUGGGGCCCUCAAGAUGCCUUUCAUUUUGAAUGUAUUUGCUGCUGAGGAGCUGGUUAAUUCUGCACAUCUUUUCCCCACCCCCAUAAAUGCAUGGGAAGCCUCAGUUCUGAUUUUGAGAUUCUAGGGCUGUUCAGCACCCCUUGCCCUCACUUUGCAUGUCUUGUUACUGGGUUUUCUUAUUGUUCCACAAUCAUCUACAAUGUUGUUUAGGUGCCAAACAUUUAUAGAAAAUAAGUUUUUAUAUAUCCUGGGGUCAUAGAAGGAGACACAAGAGGAUCUUACCAAAAAGCCUUUCAAAUCAAGUCCUAAGAAUGGUGAUCUGGGCAUGCCUUGGACUCUGGGUGUUCAGUGGGAAAAGGCCCACAACCCUGAGGGAGGGAGGGAGAACAAAUAAGAUCCUAAGAUUAAAGGGUAGCAGCAGCCUGAUAUGGUCCCCCAUUAUCAAGACAAACCCACAGUCCUUCUGGUAUCUACCAAGCUUGGUCAUGUAUGAAGGCGAGGUGGGAAUAUAUUUUGUACAAGAGAAACAUCAUGCUUUUCUGUGGGCCAGUAUUGUGAAGUGAGUCUUGAGUUUACACUGAUGCUUUCCAUGCUCACCACGAAAUGUGUACAUAGACUCCGGGUGAUACCAAUCUUUCCUCCAGCUCUCAACUGAGAGCUGGCUCUAGGCCUGUGUUAUAUGUUAUAUUUAGUCUUUUUAUAUAUGACCUGAGAUAUCUGUUUGUAAUUUAGCAGUGUGUAGACCUCCAUUUAAAUCUUAUCAGUGUAUGUGCGUGCACACAUGGGUGUAUGCAUACAUAUAUAGAUUUAUAUAUAUAAAAUACUUGUUUUGAAAAUUCAGCCGGAGAAGAUAGGGGAAAGACUUGCAUUCUUGCUGAUAGUGUUUGCCACCAGUGUUAGUCUUCCCUGUGACCUUUGUUCCCUUCGGGAGACUGGAUGAAGCAAAGCUUCAAGUGUUUGCUGUUCCUGUAGCAGCUGGUUGAGGGUCCGAAGAAUAUUCUUCAAGCCGCACUUUGGGGCACUCUCUGCAGUAUUACCCCCUUUCUGUCCAAUGAUGCUCACUCUGCUCUUCUCCUCCAUGUGUGGCAGUUAUUUUUGCAUGCAUUUUGUGUCUGAGUUGCAGCAUUUGGAGACAGAAUGCUAGAUCCAAGCAUUUUCACUUUGCCAAUUACAGUUUAUUCUGCCC